Molecule: messenger RNA, 1400 nt
Organism: Ostrinia nubilalis (European corn borer)
Lineage: Eukaryota; Metazoa; Arthropoda; Insecta; Lepidoptera; Crambidae
Exons: 5
Coding region: 327-1055 (242 amino acids)
Source: RefSeq, a predicted model, not a curated record
UGCGCUAGAACUAGUUUAUCAAAAACAAUAUCAUCAAAAUGGUGAUCCUUAAUUUAAAGACAUAAAGCUCAGAACAGAAAUACACUGUAAGUUACGAGUCACAACAAUCGGAUCAUCGAGAAUGAAAGUACAAUUAAGUUUUAUGUGGUACUUUGAACAGAACUGUAUACCCGUUUUUUGCACUGGGAAAUUAUAGCCAUUGCCUAUCAGGGCAGUCCCUUUCAACAUUAUUUUCCGUGUCUAACCAUAUAAAAGAUCCCAUAUUUCUCUAUCGGAGCAUCACAUCAUCAGUUGCUAUCAACCAGUGAACAAUACAAACAAUCGACAUGGCAUCUAAGGUUUUGGUCUCAUUCCUGGCCGUCGUCGCAGCAGUCUUGGCAUCCACUAAGCCAGACAAAAGAAGUGUGGGGUACGACACUGCCGGAUGGAAUUCAUUGGCUGGAUGGAACGUCCCUUUCCCGCCUGCAUCUCAUAGCAUUGGAGCCUAUUCUCACGCUCAUGCGCCAGCUUCAGACACCAGUUCAGACGUAGCGGGAGCCGUAGCAGCAGCCAAAGACGCGGCCGCAGCAGUGAUGGCUGCCCAGCACGAAGUAGCAGCUGCGAAGCACGCCGCCAUCGAGCAGCAGAGCAUCGCUGGGGCGAAGGAAGUUGCUGCUGCUCACGCAGCACACAAAAGUGAAGAGGCAGCCAGACACGCGCGCGCUCACGCUCUCGAAGCUGCGCAGGCGGCGGUCCAAGCCCAAGCUCAGCUGGCAGCCGCCAAAGCCCGCGCUGCUGUCGCGCAGAAGAUAGCUGCAGCGAGGGAAGCGGCUGCUGCAAGGGCGCUGCAGCGAGCUGCUCAUACACAAGCUGCUAGGCUGCAUAACGCUGACAUCGAAGCCCUCAAACUAUCCGUGAUCCAGAGCUCCGGAGCCGCUGGCGCUGCUGGUGCGGCCCAGCACGCUGCCACUGCCGCUGCCGCUGCUCUAAACACAGCUGGAUGGAACCCCACUUGGCCUAAGCCUUGGGCUUCUAACGGCUGGGCCCAGAACUCUAGCCCUUGGAACUGGUCUUAAGACUACGAUUGAGAAAUCUCGGAAGAAAAUUGAAUUUUGGAAAUUGAUUUUGACCUUAGUAUAACUUUAAUUAAGUUUGAUUUCAUAUCGUGAGCGUUGGUUUUUGCGACAGGAUGUUUUUGUUGAUUUUAGUAAGUAAAUACAACCUACUAUCGAUUUUAUACAACUGUUUAUCUGAUUUUGCUGAUAAUAUAACUUUAUCUCUGCCUAUGAUGAAAAUAUUUUCGUAGUUUUAAAUUAGGUUUACUUAAAAAUAAUAAUUUAGAAUUAGUUUACUAGGUAAUAAUAAGUUUGUAUUCUCGAAUUGUUUUUAAAACCAUGUUAUAACAUUACAAUAAAGCAUUG